AUGCACCACAGACCAGCGUGCAGAGGCGCCAAUGCAUUGACAACGGGGUCAACACAGCGGUUGUGCGAAUUGACGGUCUUGUGCGUGAUCGCCGCGUUGGUCGAACAGAUUAUCCUGUGGGACUUGCCAACCAUGAUUCUGUCCAAUUACUGGGCGUACGACGCGUCGGUAGGAUUCUUGAGUGCAGUUUGCCUGGGCGCCGUGGUGGGCUGGCUUGUGCACGGCUGCCUGCCAGCCUCGAUGCUGUGGGAAUUCCCCAUUGAGUCCCGCAGAAAGCACAAGAUGGUGCAGGAGGUUGGCGUCAUCAUAGCCGUCUGCUCAGCCUGUAGUGCUGCCAGGUACUCUUCACACACUCGUCUAUGUUAUUCAUUGCCGCGGUACUACAGUUGCAAGUGUGUCAACUGGAAGCACACUCUGCUUUUGCGGAAUACAGGGACAACGUAUUGUUCCUCCCAUGUGCACCUUCAAAUCCCCUUGUUGUGA
Messenger RNA from Ostreobium quekettii, 483 nucleotides. The record is from the annotation of a GenBank genome assembly. NCBI's taxonomy places the organism in Eukaryota, Viridiplantae, Chlorophyta, Ulvophyceae, Bryopsidales, Ostreobiaceae.